CGGCAGCGCUGCGCGGGGCGGGCGGACCCGCGGGCGGGCGGCGGGCGGCGCGGGAGAGCGGGCGGAGGGAGCCUAGCCGGCCGGAGGGUGUGCGCCGCCCGCGGUCCGGUCACGUCCCCGCGCGGGUGCCGCCGCCCGCGUAGUGCGGAACGAGGGCGCCGCGGCCCGCGCUCGCCGCCCCGCCCCGCCCCACCCGGAGCAGCUCGGCCGAUGCACCGUGCGGCGGCCCGGAGGUGAAGGGCGGAUGCCCAAGGCAGGGGGGCCGCAGGGAGCACCCGCGGCACCAGUGGCUGGCCUUCCAGCCGCACUUAGCAGCAUCGCCACAGCAACCAGCAACCAGACGGCAGCAGCCUAGGCAGCCGCUACAGUACAGCUUCCCACCGUCGGAGAACAGGGAAUGACUACAGCGUAUCAGGCCCCGCAUUGGCCUGGGAAGGUGGAGUGUCACUAGAGGGAGGGCUCGGCCACCUCCUCACAACAGAAGAUCGCCAUGCCAGCCGGAGAAGAGGUGCUGGGGCAGGGGCUGCAGCGUGGCACAGCCUCGCCCCCCCACCCGCACUGAGCGCUUCCAGGGCGCAGGGCUCCGUCUGCCGGGCAUACCCGGCCUGCAUCUCAGCGUCCCCUGCUUGGUAGCAACAGGGAGAGGUGCCCCGUCCCCUGCUCUGCAUCUGGGCCCGCCGCUGCCGGACCAUGGGAUGUCGGCAAAGCUCAGAGGAGAAAGAGGCGGCGCGGCGGUCCCGGAGAAUUGACCGCCACCUGCGCUCAGAGAGCCAGCGGCAGCGCCGUGAGAUCAAGCUGCUCCUGCUGGGCACCAGCAACUCGGGCAAGAGCACCAUCGUGAAGCAGAUGAAGAUCAUCCACAGUGGUGGCUUCAACCUAGAGGCCUGCAAGGAGUACAAGCCCCUCAUCAUCUACAACGCCAUCGACUCGCUGACCCGCAUCAUCCGUGCCCUGGCCGCCCUCAAGAUCGACUUCCAUAACCCGGACCGCGCCUACGACGCAGUCCAGCUCUUCGCGCUGACGGGCCCUGCCGAGAGCAAGGGUGAAAUCACACCCGAGCUGCUGGGGGUCAUGCGGCGGCUGUGGGCCGACCCCGGGGCACAGGCCUGCUUCGGCCGCUCCAGCGAGUACCACCUGGAGGACAACGCCGCCUACUACCUGAACGACCUGGAGCGCAUUGCCGCGCCCGACUAUAUCCCCACUGUUGAGGACAUUCUGCGCUCCCGGGACAUGACCACGGGCAUAGUGGAGAACAAAUUCACCUUCAAGGAGCUCACCUUCAAGAUGGUGGACGUGGGUGGGCAGAGAUCAGAGCGCAAAAAAUGGAUCCACUGUUUUGAGGGCGUCACAGCCAUCAUCUUCUGUGUGGAGCUUAGUGGCUACGACCUGAAACUCUAUGAGGACAACCAGACGAGUCGAAUGGCAGAGAGCCUGCGCCUUUUUGAUUCCAUCUGUAACAACAACUGGUUCAUCAACACCUCACUCAUCCUCUUCCUGAACAAGAAGGACCUGCUGGCGGAGAAGAUCCGGCGCAUCCCGCUCACCAUCUGCUUCCCUGAGUACAAGGGCCAGAACACCUACGAGGAGGCCGCUGUCUACAUCCAGCGGCAGUUCGAGGACCUGAACCGCAACAAGGAGACCAAGGAGAUCUACUCCCACUUCACCUGCGCCACCGACACCAGUAACAUCCAGUUUGUUUUCGACGCGGUGACAGACGUCAUCAUACAGAACAAUCUCAAGUACAUAGGCCUUUGCUGAGGAGCUGGGCAGGCCAGUUUGCCUGUGGCGAAACCCCUGGGGUGUCACACCCCCACUCGUGCUAGGGAGACCCAGCCUAGGGGCAGAAAACGGGGGACCUGAAAAAUGUCCCCCCCCCCGGCCCUCCACCUCCUUGGCCCCCACAUUUCCGCAAACAUAAAUAUAUACGGAUAGAUUGCUAGGUAGGUAGACACACACACACACACACACACACACAUAUGCACACACACAAUCUGGAGAUGGUAAAGUUCCCCAAAGCGUUGAGGCCUCUUGAAGACUUAAGCAGUUGUCACCAUGUUCACUAUGAGCCCUUUAUGCCCCCUUCACUUUGCCUUCCCGAGCCGGCCCCACUCUGCAUGGGGGUCCUCGUGGGACUAUGAGGAGAGGCGGCUGGGUCAUCUGGAGGAAGCCAGCUCUGCCCAAGCUUGGGACUGAGGACCUUGCUGCUGACCAGGAGGGAGGACCAGAGCAGGGUCCACGCGCCUUCCCUGCUGGCCACGCCUACUGCUGGCCUACUCUGUACCACGUUCGUUCUGGAACCAGGGUGCAAGGCCAGAUAACAGCACUAACCAGACCUCUAGCCACUCACAGCUCUUUUUAAACAGCUUCAAAAUAUGCAGCAAAAAUCCACACAAUAACAUGAGUGGCACGAUUUGUUUCAAACUAGGCCAGCUGGGUUCCAGCUUUUCUUCUACUAGUCUGAUGUUUUAUAAAUCAAAACCUGGUUUUUCUUCUCUGACAUCCUUUUUUUUGGCCAAAUCUCGUGGUGUUUCGCAGAAAUAUGGAAAAUUUCAAAUGCAGUUGAGUAUUCUUUUUUAAAAUGCAGAUUUUCAAAACAUAUUUUUUUUUCAGGUGGUCCUUUUUGUGUCUGGCUUGCUGAGUGUAAAAGUUGUUAUCUGGAUGAGUCUGUCCCUCUGCUCCCGAGCGACACUGGGGCGGAUGGCCGCCCUGUGGCAGCCUCGUGGGGCCGCGUUGUACAUAAGCCUGUGCAGCGUCCUCUUGUUACUGGUGCGAUUUCUGCUUCGUUUUUAUUUCAGAAAAUAAAUGUGAUGUAUUUAAAGAAGGUUCCUCACCUAGGAGCGAAUGAACAAUAGCUAAAUGUCUUUGGUAUUUAAAGAGUAAAUUAUCCAUUGGCUUUGCAAGUGGAGGAAGGGGAAGCAAGAGAUGGGGCCCUGGCCCCUGCACACCUUACACCUGAGAUGGGCUGAGAGCAGCUACAAGUCCUGUGAAGGCUCAGCGAGCGUUGUAGCCUGAGGGAGGCCCUGCUGGGACCUCGCACUCUGGCCCUUCAUGUCCCAGGGCCUGUGGCACCCACCAUCAUGGAAGGACCUUGGCCAAGGGCCGCAUGUAAAUAUGAACCCCCGCUGUUGAGAGGGAAGGCACCGCCAGAGCCCUUGCCAAAUCUCCUUUUCUCUUAGCCUCUGUUCGGUACCUAUAUGUCCAAGGUCAGCGUGUGGAAUCACAGCCAAGGACUUUAAGAGAUGUACAGAGGGAAAGAGGAGCUGGUGAUUGUAUGAAAGUUAAAGAUUGUCUACUUUAAGAAAAUAAAAUACCCUGAAUGAGCUGAG
Molecule: messenger RNA, 3326 nt
Organism: Neofelis nebulosa (Clouded leopard)
Lineage: Eukaryota; Metazoa; Chordata; Mammalia; Carnivora; Felidae
Gene: GNAZ
Product: G protein subunit alpha z
Exons: 3
Coding region: 691-1758 (355 amino acids)
Biological process (GO): adenylate cyclase-modulating G protein-coupled receptor signaling pathway
Cellular component (GO): heterotrimeric G-protein complex
Molecular function (GO): G protein-coupled receptor binding; GTP binding; G-protein beta/gamma-subunit complex binding
Source: RefSeq, a predicted model, not a curated record